Molecule: messenger RNA, 408 nt
Organism: Penicillium odoratum
Lineage: Eukaryota; Fungi; Ascomycota; Eurotiomycetes; Eurotiales; Aspergillaceae
Product: Erg28 family protein
Exons: 2
Coding region: 1-408 (135 amino acids)
Cellular component (GO): membrane; endoplasmic reticulum
Molecular function (GO): protein-macromolecule adaptor activity
Source: RefSeq, a predicted model, not a curated record
AUGUCCGAGCUACUUGCCUACUUGCCUCCAUUCGAGGGUCUUUUGCCCAAAUGGCUCGUCUUCGUUGGCGCUGUCUCCGUCAUCAAUAGUUUGCAGGCUUACACCUCCGCCGACUACACCUCCAAGCUUUACACCAAUGGCUCCGUCACCUGUGAACCCCUUUCUGGCCGUGUCUUUGGUACCUGGACCUUCCUCUCCGCUGUGAUCCGCAUGACCGCCGCCUACAACAUCACCAACCCCGUCGCGUACGAUCUUGCGCUCUGGACUUAUGCCAUUGCUUUGACCCACUUUGCUGGAGAGCUGAUCGUCGGCAACGCAUCUUUGAAGGGCCGCUUCAUUAGCCCGUUGAUCGUGGCUUCGUCCUCCCUGGCUUGGAUGCUGACCCAGCGCGGGGCUUACCUGGGUUAG